CUUAAAUUAUAAUUUUCUAUAAUAUUUAGCAUUUAAUUUCAAAUUCAGCACAAUUCAAUAAUUAUCAUUUUACUUAUACUGUUCUUAAUGUGUAAAUUUUGAUCGAAAAUAUUAAUCCAAGUAUGGAAAAAAUACGACGAUUUGUCAAUUUUGUAUUGCUUCUAACAGUUUUUUUGACCGGGAUAUGUGUGGCAGAAGAUCUUCCUUUAGAAAAUCAAUGUCAGCCCUUUAUUGAAAAAGCAAUAAACGAUUUAAAAAAGGAAAAUGAUGAAACCGCUUCUAUAGAGAAUGAUUCAAAUACAAAUAUAAUUCCCAAUUUAUCUUCAGAAUCGCUUGAAAAUCAAGUUUCAGCAGAAUCGAUUAACUUAGAAGAAAAUGAUUUCGAUUCUGACGAAAAUAAUACAGAACAAAAAAACAAGUCAUCAGAUAAAAGUACGGAUGAGGAGGGCGACGACGAAGAAGGAAAUGUAAGCGAAAAUUCUGUACCUGAAAAUUCUAACGAAAAUAAUGAUGAUGACGAUAAAAAAGAAAAACAUAAUGAAGUAUCGAACGAAAAUUCUGAUGAUGCAGAUGACAAUGACAAUGAAAAUUCUAAUACUGAAAACGUCAGUGAAAUUGUGUCUUCUGAAAACAAUCAAGAAAAAUUAAACACUGAAGAAACAGAAUCUGCUGAGACAGAAUCAAACAAAAUAUCAGUAGAAGAUGAAGAUAAUCAUUCUAAUGAGGUAGAACAUUUAUCAUUGGAGGAAGAUAAAGAAUCUACUGAGGAAAUAGGCGAAAAAAAUGACUUGAAAAACUCAUCUAAAGAGAACUCAGAAGCUAAUGAAAUUGAUGAAGGAACAAAUGAAGAAGUAUCACAAGAAAACACAUCUUUAGAGGACCAAAAAACUGAAGAAACAGAUGAAGAAGAAAGUCAACAAAAAGAAACAUUAUACGAAGUAGAAAAUAGCGAAGAAGCAUCGGUAAACAAUAUCAUUGAACAUGAAAAUGACAAAUCAGAUGAAAAAAGCAAAGAAAUACCAGAGGAACAAGAUAAUACAGAAAGUGAAAUAGAUACCGACGAAAACUCUGAUACGGAAACCUCAACCGAUGAUCAUCCAGAAGAAGAUCUCCUAUUGGAGUUUAACGUCCCAACAAAUUUAAGAGAUCGUUCUCAUAUUUCUGAGAUUUUACACCUUGAUAAACAUUCAUCUGAUAUUGAGAUAGCUGUCGAUAAGGCAGCUGAUAUUGUUUUGCACGAUCUGAAACGUAUUUAUGAUAAUGCUAUUAAACCAUUAGAAACAGUAUAUAAAUAUCGCGAUCUUAGCAAUCGUCAUUUUGGUGAUCCAGAAAUAUUUUCGAAGCCCUUAGUACUUUUGAUGGGUCCUUGGAGUGGAGGCAAAUCAACAAUAUUGAAUUAUUUGUCUGGAAAUGAGUACACUGAACACUCCAUACGUAGUGGUGCCGAGCCUUCACCAGCAUACUUCAAUAUAUUAAUGUACGGUGAUGAAACAGAAGAACUAGAUGGAACUCAAUUGGCAGCUGACUGGACUUUUUCAGGUUUACAAAAGUUCGGUCAAGGAAUGAUAGACCGAUUACACGGAAUUAAGUUGAAAAACGAACUUUUGAAAAAGAUAAACAUUGUUGAGAUUCCAGGAUUAUUGGAAGUCCGAAAACAAGUAUCUCGCCUAUUUCCUUUUAAUGACGCAUGUCAAUGGUUCAUUGACCGAGCUGAUAUGAUAUUUCUAGUAUAUGAUCCUUCAAAGCUAGAUGUAGGACCUGAAACAGAAGCUAUUUUAGAUCAACUGAAAGGACGUGAAUACCAGACUAGGAUAUUACUUAACAAGGCGGACACUGUUAAGCCUGAAGAGCUGCUAAGGGUACAAUCCGCUUUGAUUUGGAAUAUCUCUCCGUUAAUGUCAUCUGCUCAUCCACCAACGCUUUAUACAGUCUCCCUAUGGUCUCAUCCUUAUAAAGAUGGAUCACCAGUAAGGCUUUUGCAAGCACAAGAGCGAGCUUUAUUAAAGGACCUUCAGGGUGCUAUCGAAAAGCGAAUUGAAAACAAAAUUGCAAGCGCCCGUCGUUUUGCGGUACGCAUUCGCAAUCAUGCGAAAAUGAUUGACUGCUAUUUGACUACAUACUACAAUCACAAAACUUUAUUUGGAAACAAAAAACAAAUAUCGGAUCAUAUUAUUGAGAAUCCGUCUCACUAUCAUAUUUAUGAAGGACUUUCAACUUUGACUAAUAUAUCACGCUAUGAUUUACCAAAUGAAGAUGCUUAUAGAGACUUUUUCAAGUUGAAUCCUCUUUAUAGUUUUAAAAGAUUAGCGGAAACUUGCACCUAUUUUAGAGGAUGUCCCAUCAAUCAACUUGAUAUUGCGAUUUCUUAUCAAUUACCAGAAUUAGUUGGAAAAUAUAAGAAAAUUUUGGAACAAGAAUUGACUAAAAUUACUAAAGAUCACGUUACGGAAGAUUAAAACAGUUUAUUGGACACAAAAAUAAAUCAGCUGAUUCGAUAAAUAUAGUUGAUUUUUUUAUUAUUGUUUUAGAUAUUCAUUUAUUUUCGUUGUUUUAAUUUUUUUCUACUUAGAAAGAGGCGUAGUAGUUUCUCAUGGGCAAAGGUAGUUCAAUGUAAAAAAAAAAAAAAAAUACAUUAAAUAUAAUUUUUCUGUUUAUUUUAGAAAAUUUUUCAAUGAUUUUGUCAUAUCAGACAGUUUUUUAGCAUCA
Messenger RNA from Culicoides brevitarsis, 2706 nucleotides. Its product is annotated as sarcalumenin. Gene Ontology annotation, molecular function: GTP binding. Bases 123 to 2456 code for a protein of 777 amino acids. Lineage: Eukaryota; Metazoa; Arthropoda; Insecta; Diptera; Ceratopogonidae. The record is from RefSeq and is a predicted model, not a curated record. The transcript has 12 exons.